Molecule: messenger RNA, 1284 nt
Organism: Nylanderia fulva
Lineage: Eukaryota; Metazoa; Arthropoda; Insecta; Hymenoptera; Formicidae
Product: 15-hydroxyprostaglandin dehydrogenase [NAD(+)]-like
Cellular component (GO): cytoplasm
Molecular function (GO): oxidoreductase activity, acting on the CH-OH group of donors, NAD or NADP as acceptor
Source: RefSeq, a predicted model, not a curated record
UUUAAUUUUAAUGUUAUUUUUAAUUUUAUAAUAUAAUAAAAAUUCUAUAAACAGUGAACAGCGCACGGGACAAUACACGCUAACCGCCCUGUAUAAUUUACAACUAGUAUCGUCCCUAUUAGCUCGAAUGUCUUAAGUCUCCGCAAGCAAUCUAGAUGCAAUGAAAAGAAAAGUGGGGAUGACAAGAAGCAAAAUCGGUCGAAAAAUACAGUACAAGUAAAAGUUACAAAAUAAUGAUAAAGCAUAUUUGCAGCAAAUCCCUAUACAAACAUCCAUACAAACAUUACCAUAACGAAUCAAAGCAACGCGAUAAGCAGCAAUAAAAAUUAAGUAUAUAUAUAUUGCAGUAAAUUCAAGUUAUAUCCAUCACUUUCUAACGAUCUUUGUACGUAUUACGAUUCCCAUUUACGAAAUAAAGCAACAUGGACGUGUGGAAUAGAACUGCAAUGGUCACUGGAGGAGCUGCCGGAAUGGGCUACAAACACGCAGAAAUACUACUUCAGAAUGGUGCUAAAAGUGUUGCAAUAAUUGAUUUGCCGACAUCGAACGGCGAAAAUGCAGCGACUACGUUGGAGAAAGAAUUUGGAAAAGGCCGUGCUGUCUUCAUCGCGUGUGACGUGUCAAAGGCCAAAGAUCUAGAAAAAGCAUUCAAGAAGGUCAUCGAUACGUUCGAGAUUCUUGAUAUUGUUAUCAAUAAUGCUGCUAUAAUGAAUGAGCACAAAUGGGAACAGACGAUCAAUGUCAAUAUCACCGGUUUAAUUCGUAACUCUUUUUUGGCACUGGACCACAUGGGAAGACACAAAGGCGGUAAAGGAGGCGUAAUCGUGAAUAUAGCAUCUAGAGUUGCAUUGGGUAAAUUUCCCCCUGCGCCGGUAUAUGUGGCUACAAAACACGCAGUGCUUGGAUUUAGUCAAUCUCUGGCAGGUCUAUACAAAAAGACCGGAGUGCGAGUACUUGUGAUGGUUCCAGGUACUACGAAAACGCCAAUACUUAAUGAUUUCAAAAGUAGAGUUAUCUCUAUCAUUGACGACGAAUGGGCCAAAGAUGAAUAUGACAAUUUCGAAUUAAACGUUCACCAACCUCCCGAUUACGUGGCUGUCGGGGUGCUAGCUAUCAUCCAAAAAGGUGAAAACGGAGCGGUUUGGCUCUGCGAAAAUAAGCAGCCACCAUGCGUCGUGGACUUUCCCCAUUAUUCGAAGCGAAUUUCACCAGUAGAGAGUUAAACAUUUAAUAAUUUGUCUUACUUUAAUUAUUAAUUUGAAUAUUUGAGAAUUUAAUAAUGAU